Spea bombifrons (plains spadefoot toad) is the source of this 2118-nucleotide messenger RNA. RefSeq names its product large 60S subunit nuclear export GTPase 1 (gene LSG1). The coding region runs from base 58 to 1965 and encodes 635 amino acids. Gene Ontology annotation, cellular component: cytosol. Gene Ontology annotation, biological process: ribosomal subunit export from nucleus. NCBI's taxonomy places the organism in Eukaryota, Metazoa, Chordata, Amphibia, Anura, Pelobatidae. The transcript has 14 exons. The record is from RefSeq and is a predicted model, not a curated record. Gene Ontology annotation, molecular function: GTP binding; GTPase activity.
CUUCGCAGUAAAUGUGUCCCUAAACGUCGUUUCCUCUCCUGUGCGCAUGUAGACGGCAUGGGGAAGAAGAAAGCUGCGACGUGCGGUUUAGGAAGAGCUUUGAUACGAGAUCGAACCCAAAGCCAACGAGGGCAACGGGUCAAAGACUCCUGGCUCCACACCAGUGAAUUAAAUGAUGGAUAUGACUGGGGGCGGCUGAAUCUACAAUCCGUCACAGAGCAAAGCUCUUUAGAUGACUUUCUUGCUACAGCAGAGCUGGCAGGGACAGAAUUUGUUGCAGAGAAACUCAAUAUUAAGUUUGUCCCUGCUGAGGCCAGAACAGGUUUACUUACAUCCGAGGAGUCAAAAAGAAUUCAGAAACUACAUGAAGAGAAUAAACAGUUUUUAUGUAUACCAAGAAGGCCCUAUUGGGAUAAAAACACCAGUGCAGAAGUUCUCAAGCAAUCCGAGAGAGAAAGCUUUUUGGAAUGGAGACGUCAGCUUGCUCGGCUAGAAGAAGAAAAGAAGUUGAUUCUGACACCGUUUGAAAGAAAUCUGGACUUCUGGCGUCAGCUAUGGAGAGUCAUUGAAAGGAGUGAUAUAGUGGUACAGAUUGUGGAUGCAAGAAACCCUCUUCUGUUUAGGUGUCAAGAUUUGGAGCGAUAUGUCAAGGAAAUAAACGUGCACAAAGAAAAUAUUAUCCUAAUUAACAAGGCUGACUUGUUAACAACAGAACAACGACAGUCCUGGGCAGAUUUCUUUCAAAAAGAGGGAGUAAAAGUAGUCUUCUGGUCGGCAUUGGCAGAAGCAGAAAGACUUGCUGCUGAUGCAAAGGAUUGUCUAAUGGAGGAAGCCGGAGAGGAUGAAGAAGACACCACAGAUGAUGAAGAAAGUGAAGAUGAAGCAAACCAAAGUGAAACAGAUGCAACUCCUUCUAAUGAAGACAUGGAGAGUAGCGACACAAGUGAUGAGUACGAGGACUGUGAGGAGGACGAAAGCUGGCAGACCUGCUCUGAGGAAGCAGAUGAAGAAAAUGAGGCUCCCUUCCAAGAUACUGAAAAGAAACAGGACACCGUGAUCUGUAAUCACAGCCACUUAGUGCAAAGAGAUGAGCUUCUAGAAAUAUUCAAGUCAAUACAUACUGGGUCAAGAGUUAGAACAGAGCAGAUCACAGUGGGUUUGGUGGGCUAUCCAAAUGUCGGAAAAAGUUCAACUAUAAACACAAUCCUUGGAGACAAGAAAGUUUCUGUUUCAGCAACGCCUGGGCACACAAAGCAUUUCCAGACGCUGUAUGUGGAGCCCGGACUUUGCCUUUGUGACUGUCCAGGACUUGUGAUGCCAUCAUUUGUCUCAACGAAAGCAGCAAUGAUAUGCAGUGGUAUUUUACCUAUUGACCAGAUGAGAGAUCACGUCCCACCGAUCUCUCUCAUAACCCAGCUUAUCCCACGACCUGUUUUAGAAGCUACCUAUGGAAUUAACAUCAUCAGGCCCAGAGAAGAUGAAGAUCCAAACCGGGCACCCACCUCUGAAGAAUUAUUAACAGCCUAUGGGUACAUGAGAGGUUUCAUGACUGCACACGGCCAGCCUGAUCAGCCAAGGUCAGCUCGAUACGUACUGAAGGACUUUGUCACGGGCAAGCUUCUUUACUGUCAUCCUCCGCCAGGAAUUGAAUCAGCCAACUUCCAGCCACAGCAUUCCUUAUAUCAGGAGAGGACAGUGCUUUCUGAGGGUUCAGAAUCAAGAACACAAGGUGGCAGGAAAGUAAAACAGAUUGAGAACGUUGUGGACAAAACAUUUUUCCAUCAGGAAAAUGUUCGUGCUUUGACCAAAGGAGUACAGUCCGUAAUGGGAUAUAAGCCAGGCUGUGGCAGGACGCCACUUACUGCAGCCAGCACAGAGACAGUAUCGGGAAAACCCUGGAAAAAGCAUGGAAACAAAAACAAGAAGGAGAAAGUACGGAGACUUAACAAGCACCUGGAUGCUUAACGCUCAGCUAAAGGACCAAUAUUUUUACAUUUGUAAAAUGCCAUCGGAGAAUAAUCUCGUUUUUAACAUUUCACCCCUAAAAGCCACGCUGUUGAUGUAUUAUUCUGUCAAACAUAAUGGAUUGUGCAAUAAAUUUGGCACCUGUUUAUUCUA